Onthophagus taurus is the source of this 2782-nucleotide messenger RNA. RefSeq names its product Coiled-coil domain containing protein 151 (gene CCDC151). The record is from RefSeq and is a predicted model, not a curated record. NCBI's taxonomy places the organism in Eukaryota, Metazoa, Arthropoda, Insecta, Coleoptera, Scarabaeidae. Gene Ontology annotation, cellular component: ciliary rootlet; ciliary tip; cilium. Gene Ontology annotation, biological process: cilium movement; outer dynein arm assembly.
CAUACAUUUCAUCAUAUUUUGAUUCAUAUUAAAUUUUAAUCUCAGUUGUUUGGAAAAUUCGUUGAGAAAAUUUGGAGAUGUCGAUUCUAGGUUAUGUGACGAACUUUCAUGAUGCUGAAAUUUAAAGUUAAAUAAUGAUACUGUUAACUGGAUAACAUGAUACUGCAGUUAAUCAAACGAUAUGAACUGCUCGAAUGACUGCUCGUCCAAAAAUUAUAAAAAUAAAUAGCUUUGGAAAUCAUCUAUGGAUGAAAUUUCCAAUAAAUUGGCAGUUCUGAUUCAAGAAGUGAAGAAAUGAAAACACACUAAACGCGGCCAGGCAGCAGGAGAAAAUUUUGAAGUCAAAUGGGAAUUUUAAAAUUCAAAAAUGAACCAACAUGUGGUAAUGAAACAACAAUGGAUUCAUUGAUAAUGAAGCAUAUUAUUUAAAACCCUACCUUGUGACAAAACUUAGAAAAACGUUUUAGAGAAAUCCUAGUAACGGUUACCGUGGAAAUAAACAACAAGUUUAGUCAAUACAACAUACUAUGUUUUAUGAAAAUUCGAAUUCUCUCCAUUAACAUUACGUGAAAAGGUGUGGCAGCCAAUUGCAAGCUCGUUUAACGGUAUUAAUAGCCCGCCGAGAUCAUGGCUACGAAGCAAGAACCUCCGCAAUCCGGAAAAUUACCAGCGAUAAAUAGACAAAUACUCGAAAUUAAAAGAAAGAUACAAUUAUCCGAAGGUAGACGAAAAGCGCUUUUCGAAGAAACCGAAUCGGAGGAGAAAUUGAACGCGAACGAAAUUUUACGACUGAAGAAGGAAACGAGAGAUUUGGCGAUUCGAUUGCGAGAUAAUCGGAGUUUAUCGGCGAAAAAUCGAAUAGGAGGGGCUCGGUUGGAGGAGGUUAUGGGCCAUUUGGGCGAGAAGACGUGCCCGGAAGUUCACUGCUCCCUCGAUUUGCAAGUCACCGACAGGACCAAGCACCUGGACUUGAUCAGAUACCAGAUUAGAAAGAAAGAAGAGAUUUUAAAAAAACUCGCCGACGAAUACCAAUCGUUAAAGUUAAAAAAAUUUGAAAAUUACACAAAAAUCAAAUUAGAAGCCCCGAUUAAGAAGCAAAAGAAAGAACUUGAAAACAGUAUCCACGCUGUGCAAGUACAAUGGAGGGAAGCGGAACACGUUAGGACGCGUUACAAAGAAAUUAGAAAAUCGCUUCUUCAAGAUUCGGCUAAAUUCGAGGCGAAUAUCGCCAAAACGAAACAGCAAUUACAAUUGCAACAAAUCGAAAUCAAUCGUUUAGAAGAAGUAAACGCACAAGCAAACAAAAUGCGAGCUAUUGCACGAAAUAAUUUACAAAAAGAAGAAAAGGACGCGCUAAAAGCGGCAAAAGAACGAGAAAAACAAGCUGUUGAUGGUAAACGUUUAAUAAUGGAACGAAAACAAGAAUUAGAAAAAUUAGAAAAGAAAAUUUUUCAAAGUGGGAAAAUGCAAACUCUUCGCCCAGAAACCGAUGGUGAAGAUUCCAAUUUUAUGCAAACCCCCACUCCUCCAAUUCUUGAUCCCUUAGAAGAAUUUAGAGACGAUUUUGAAACAUUAAAAGAGGCAACUGGAGGAACGACCAUCGAUGAUGUUUUAGAGCGAUUUUUGGCACAAAAGGACACCUCAAUACGAUUAAAUUCCCUGCGAAAAUCCGGAGAGGAAAAUAAGCGAAAAUUGGAGGUUAAACAAGAUAAUUUAAACGCCCAAUUAGAAUCAUUACAAUUCGCUGAAGUUAAAGAUGCCGAAGAAAACGCCGAAGAAUUAGAAAUGAUCCAAAAACAAAACGAACAACAAAAAAGAAAAAUCGAAACUUACAAGCAAUCCCAACAUGAAUCGAAUAGAAUUUUAGAAAACAUUUUCGACAACAUUCAAUCGAUUUUUAUAAACGUGGCGCCGGAAAUAACGGGAAAAAAUAAUCCGUUAGAUUUAGUUAAACAGCUCAAAAAUGAACUUGAAAUUAUCGUAAAUAAAAGGGGAUAUGAAGAAGAUGAGAAAGAACCUGAAAAUGUCAUUCCUGAAAAGUGGUUACCUCAAACUUAUUCGAGUUUAAUGAGAAGAACCCCACUACCGCAAAGUGGCGCAGGAUCUCCAGCUCCACCUCCCGGAUCUGACGAAGAAGAGGAAGUCCCAUCGCGGGGCUAUAUGAAGAGGCAAGCGCAAAUUGUUGUAGAUGCUAAAUCUAGGAGGAAAAAUAUUAGAUUUCCUACAAAAAAAUAAACACAAAUUUAGGAGUGUUUUUAUUAAGAAACCAUAUAUUCGCAUAUCGAAAGUAGUUUUAUUUUAAAUCUUACUUUUGACAGCUUUACGUCAAAUUUUUUGGCUGAUCAGGGCUGCCACGCCAAUUUAAUUCUAAUAAAGAAAUUUGGACAGCCUUACAUUGUAACAUUUUUCGGCUAAUCUUGGAAAGUGAACCAAGCGUACAAUACUUGAAUGAGAAAUCUUACAUCUGAGGUCGCUUGCGGGCGAGGCGUUACAAUUCAUAGUUUAUGUUGAUAUAAUUACAUAUAUAAUUUGUUUUUUAUUUAAAUCAAUUGUCAUUGCCAAAUUUUUAUAAGAAAACGGUCUGUACCACCCUAGAUACCAUGUUCUAUGACCACGCUUUAUAAUAUUUUCCACUAAAUAAUAAGUAAGGUUGUGUAUAUUCUAAACGAAGUUGUCACUGACUGUCACUUUAAAGACGAAGCCACUAAUCUCUCGUCACUUGGCUAAUAUCUACGUUUUGAAAUUAAAACUGGUGAGCAAUAUAUUAACCCUUUGUGUCCGA